This is a messenger RNA of Chenopodium quinoa (quinoa), 1833 nucleotides long. RefSeq names its product cytochrome P450 94A2-like. NCBI's taxonomy places the organism in Eukaryota, Viridiplantae, Streptophyta, Magnoliopsida, Caryophyllales, Amaranthaceae. Gene Ontology annotation, molecular function: iron ion binding; oxidoreductase activity, acting on paired donors, with incorporation or reduction of molecular oxygen; heme binding. The record is from RefSeq and is a predicted model, not a curated record. The coding region runs from base 26 to 1582 and encodes 518 amino acids. The transcript has a single exon.
CAUUCAUUAUUAUCCAAAUAAUAUAAUGGAGCAAAUCAUGACUACCUUAUUUUCCUUCUUUCCAUAUUUUACUCUCUUCUGUAUCAUUCUUCUUUCACUAUAUUUCACACUAUACCACCUUACAAACACCAAAAAACAACCCCUUGGUUUCAAAAAAUACCCCAUCCUAGGCACCUUACCACAGUUCUUAGCGAACCGGCACCGCUUCCUCGAUUGGACCUUCGAAAUCCUUUCUGACCUCCCCACACACACCGCCGUCUUAUACCGUCCUGGCAAUGUGCAAGAUGUCUACACCGCGUACCCUCCUAACGUCGAACAUUUCCUCAAAACCCGUUUCGACAACUACCCUAAAGGCACUCGUUUCAUCUCUUUACUCUAUGACUUUCUCGGCACUGGCAUCUUUAACUCCGACGAUCAUCUUUGGCGCCACCAACGUAAAACUGCCAGCUUUGAGUUCAACAAACGUUCCCUUAAGAACUUUGUUCUAGAUAGUGUAAGGCUUGAAAUUACAACACGGCUUAUUCCUAUUUUUAAAGAAGCAUCCGGUUCAGACCGGAUUUUGGAUUUACAAAAUAUUCUCGAGCGGUUCUCUUUUGAUAAUGUUUGUAAGUUGGCCUUCGAUUUUGACCCGGGUUGCUUGGCGGGUGACGGGUCGGGCGAGUCCGAAUUUAUGCGGGCUUUUGAGGAUGCCGCUAUGAUCAGUGCCGCACGUUUCUUGUACAUGCUUCCUUUUAUAUGGAGAGUUAAGAGAUUUUUUAAUGUAGGAUCGGAGAAGAGGUUAAGGGAGUCAAUCAAGACCGUACAUGGGUUUGCGGAUAAGAUCAUACGGGCGAGGUUAGAAGAAAUACCAAGAGAAAAUAUUAGUAAUAAUAAUAGCGAUGUGAAUUCACAAGAUUUGUUGUCACGUUUUAUAUCUGCAGGUGAAAAACAAGAUUGCAAUUUUCUGAGAGAUGUUGUAAUAAGUUUUAUUCUAGCUGGGAGGGAUUCAACGUCCUCGGUAUUAAGUUGGUUUUUUUGGUUGUUAUCCAAGAAUCCCGAUGUUUUGACAAAGAUUCGGUCCGAGGUUGGGGAGGUUCGGAAUAGAGCUGGUAAACAAGUCGGGGAUACGUAUGAUUUUAAUGAUCUAAGAGAAAUGAACUAUUUACAUGCAGCAUUAUCUGAGACUUUACGAUUAUACCCACCAGUACCUGUAAAUACUAGAUCAUGUUUAGAAGAUGACAUGUUUCCUGAUGGCACAGAGAUUAAGAAGGGUUCGCUUGUCACGUAUUGCACUUAUAGUAUGGGGAGAAUGGAGAGCAUUUGGGGCAACGAUUGCUUAAUGUUUCGACCCGAAAGAUGGAUAGACGAAAACGGUUCUUAUAAGUCGGAGAACCUGUAUAAGUAUCCUGUUUUUCAUGCGGGUCCAAGGAUUUGUUUAGGGAAGGAGAUGGCGUAUCUACAAAUGAAGUCGAUAGUAGCUUGUGUUGUGGAGCAAUUUGAUGUGGAUAUGGUACAAAAAGAGACAUCUCCUCAAUAUGUCAUGUCUUUAACUCUAAGGAUGAAAAAUGGUCUUCCUGUCAAAUUAAAGGCAAGACAAUUUUAAUACUGCAAAUGUAAUACGGAUUAUAUCGAAUAAUGAUUACAAGAUUUAUCUACAUGCAUGUUACGUUUACAAUACGAAAAAUGAUUAAGCUCAGUUAUCAAUUAAUCUGUACUUUAUUAAAGUUUAUGAAGGCUUAAAAAAAUACUUCAGUUAUCAAUGAAGUCGAUAGUAGCUUGUACUUUAUACGUUUUUAAAAAAUGUUGACUUUAAUCAAAGCUGGGACUCGUCGUGGUCGAAGUUAAAUUAUAACA